Hyalella azteca is the source of this 1301-nucleotide messenger RNA. RefSeq names its product UDP-GlcNAc:betaGal beta-1,3-N-acetylglucosaminyltransferase-like protein 1. The record is from RefSeq and is a predicted model, not a curated record. The transcript is spliced from 9 exons. The coding region runs from base 246 to 1298 and encodes 350 amino acids. Lineage: Eukaryota; Metazoa; Arthropoda; Malacostraca; Amphipoda; Hyalellidae.
AACCGCAAUUUAAAAAAAAUUUAAGGCGAAGAAAACUUCGGCGAAACUUUUACUUUUAAAUAUUUGCUUUACUUUUUACAGUAGGUACCUCAUUUUUUGUCGAUUCUACGGGCUAUAGCAUUUCAUUAAACGCUUCUAUAGGAAGUUCAAUAAGUUUGGAUUCAAACACAAAUUCGGAAUACCGGAAUAUCCUUUGUUUGCUGAAGCGCUUUAGGCUUGGAAAUUUGAUCCGCGUGGAGCCAGAGAUGCUGUCUCCCCCUGUAAACGUGUCUAUAAUUCUGCCGGUCCACAACGCCGGGCCGUGGCUGGACGAGUGCCUGUCUUCAAUCCAUGUUCAGGAGACCGGCGACCUUCGCUUGGAGCUCUCGGUGUUCCUCGACUCCUGCACCGACGAAUCCUCAAGCAUCGUCGAGAAGUGGAGGACGCCUUUUGACACCAAGGGCGUUAGGUUGAUAGCGACAGAGGAAAUUAACUCGCGUCCUAAAGGAGUUGGGUAUGCAAAGAAUAAAGCUGUCGCUCAGAGCUCCGGACGCUGCCUCUGCUUCAUGGAUGCGGAUGACACGAUGCUGCCACACCGCAUCGCUGUACAGUACCGCCUCCUGCAGCAACAUCCUGACGCGCUCGUAGGGAGCGGGUUCACCCGACAGCCUGCGGAUGCCACCCUUCGCUACACCCUCUGGGCGAACUCCCUCACCCCCCCUCAGCUCCUCACCCAGGCUUUCACGUCGCACGGCCCCACGGUGAUCAUGCCGACAUGGUUCAUGUCCCGGGACCUGUACCUGCUGGUGGGGCCCUUCAGUGAAGCGGGGCGUGGGGUCCCCGAGGACUUGUUCUUCUUCUACGACCACAUCCGCCGCGGGGGGGCCGUGCUGCGGACCCCCGGCGCCCCCCUGCUGGUAUACCGCCACCACCACGCCGCCGCCACGCAUGCCGUGUCUCAGGAGAGCAUCUGGGAGGCGCGGGUGAAGGAGGUGCAGCUACAGGUGCUGGACGCGUGGCCGCGCUUCACCAUCUGGAGCGCCGGCAAGCAGGGGCGCAAACUGUACCGCUCCUUACAGCCUCGUAACAGGGACAAGGUGACGUGUUUCUGCGACGUCGACGUCAAGAAGAUCGGCAAGUUCUACACCCACGAGGCCAGCCACGAGCGCCCCAAGCCACGCGUGCCCAUCGUCCACUUCAGUGAAGCGUCGCCGCCGUUUAUCAUCUGCGUGAAGCUGGGUCUGACGAAGGGGCAGUUUGAAGAGAACCUGGCAUCGCUUAAACUCACUGAAGGGCGGGAUUACUACCACUUCAACUGAUAU